UGAAGUAAGGCUGCAUCAAGAGCUAUCUCUAUCCCGCUGUUUGGGGACUUGUUAGGCUGAUAGGGAGUUAGUCGGGAUAAAGUGGAUAGGGAAAGUAACACUAGCCGAAUAUAGCUUAUGUAAUAACUGACAAUAUCGAUUUCUGACUCUGCUAUCCCUCGGACGUGUGUAACACAUGUAAACACUGCAGUACUUGAGAGUAGGACUAUGUUUUAGAGUUAAAGGCACCUGUUUACCAUUGUUUGGAGACAAAGUACAACUUGGAGUAUCUGGGAAUUGUUCUGUGAUCUAGGCGAUUCGAUAUGUUUUCGAAAACUGUGGUAUCAGUUGCGUUUCUCCUCACGAGUGUGUUUUUUCUGGCUGUUACAGCUCGACCCAUCCUAGACGGCACGCUCCUCAAUAUAACAGCCCGGCGAGGCUCAACAGUCAAACUCCCUUGUAACAUCCAGAACCUCGGCACGCACAAGGUGGCGUGGUUUGACGGGGGUGAAACCGUUAUCGCAGUCAUGGACCGGAUCAUCUAUGAUAUCUCUCGAUACAAUAUUGAACGUCUCUCUGUCAAUGACUGGAGUCUCGUCAUUCGUCACGUCGGACCAACAGAUGAAGGAAUCUAUAGAUGUCGCGUAGACACCCAACCAAUCCUGGUGAAACCUAUCCAACUCAUCGUUGAUGGUAGAGUUGCAGGUGGAAUACGUGUGUGUAUUCCUCAGGUAGUGGACCGACUCCUUCGCCACGUACGUUGCUGUCGGAACCAAUAGCAGAGGAACCACGGGUUGUACCGGGAUCAUAUCCUUGGCAGGAUGCUGGAAGAGCGGGUUACCAGUGCCAUCAGAUGAAUCUCUAGCUUGUGGUCAAUGUUGUCAACAGCCGAUGUUGUAAAGAGGUUUUCUGUCAGUUAAGGAGGACAAACUCUACCCUAUGUUUCAUAUCGCUCAGGCGAGUAGCUGCCAAUACGCUUGCACGUAGGUGAAUCAACCAAAUUUUCAAGCAGAAAACACAAACACCAAUUGUGCCCCUACCGGAGUCUUACCCUCAACACGCUACUAACUGAAUCAGCUCUGACUAAAAGCUAACUACGUCCCUGUCGUAGGCAUACAUAUUCAACAAGUUCAGUGGAAAUAUUCAGUACUCUUUCUUAGUCCCCACCUUUAGAAUGUGUCAACAAGCUGACGUUUUCCCGUCUGACUGUAAAGAGCGAUGGCGAUGUAAAUACAGGGAGGAGUAAGAAUUAGACAAAGACAACUCCUGGUAAUUGUCAUCAAUAGAGCCUUUAGAGGUUGCCUGCAUGGCUAAAACAUUUCGUCGAAUUAACUGUUAGGCCUUGGAGAGGUGACUGGCUUUAGUGUCAAAGGGUUCAGUGAUUACUCGUCGUAAUGCUGAGCCAUCAUUGCUGUUAGAUACAUGUAAGUAUACCUACCAUCUCUGUAGGCCUGUAAACCUGAGAUUUGUCCUAGAAUCCAUUCUUUCAGUGUUGUGGUGUGGACAUCGGUGGACGCAUCCUCUGCACCCCUGGAAUAUGUCAUUGCAAAAUCGAAGGCUCAGUGUACAACACCUCGUUGAUGACACGAGAUGACCAGUUUGAUCAUUUGAUGUAAAUUAAAAGAAUUUCGCGGUUGCGUAACGGUUAAACCUACCAGCUUUGAAGUCGGUCGCCGCUCCUCUUUGAUCUUCAAGGGACAUGUAUCAGCCUAGUGAUUGGUCAGUUUCUUUUUACCUGAGACCAAUCAAAUAGCUAGCCGCGUGCGUUCAAUUUAGCUAUGAUAUAGUCCAGGGAUGUAGAGAACGUAAGUGUGCGGUGGAUGGUGUGCCGGGGUUGUUUAAUCUGUUACCA
Mizuhopecten yessoensis (Yesso scallop) is the source of this 1831-nucleotide messenger RNA. RefSeq lists its product as uncharacterized. The coding region runs from base 303 to 758 and encodes 151 amino acids. The transcript is spliced from 4 exons. Gene Ontology annotation, cellular component: neuron projection membrane. Gene Ontology annotation, biological process: synapse organization. NCBI's taxonomy places the organism in Eukaryota, Metazoa, Mollusca, Bivalvia, Pectinida, Pectinidae. The record is from RefSeq and is a predicted model, not a curated record.